Cavenderia fasciculata is the source of this 1593-nucleotide messenger RNA. Its product is annotated as Kelch repeat-containing protein. The coding region runs from base 1 to 1593 and encodes 530 amino acids. The transcript is spliced from 7 exons. NCBI's taxonomy places the organism in Eukaryota, Evosea, Eumycetozoa, Acytosteliales, Cavenderiaceae. Gene Ontology annotation, molecular function: protein binding. The record is from RefSeq and is a predicted model, not a curated record. Gene Ontology annotation, cellular component: Golgi apparatus.
AUGAAAAGAAUAACCAGACUUUUGAAUGUAUUAGCAAAGGCAAAAGCCAACCCAAACCCAAGGAAUCAAAAAGAUCCAACUUUUUGUUUCAAAUUAGUAAAACUACUUGAUUCGUUUAGUAAAAUAUUAAAAAAGGUGUUUCCACCUCAACAUCAUCAACAACAGCAACAACAACAGAGUCAACAACUAGAUCAACAUUUACAAUUUGAAAAGUUAAAUAAUUCAACAACUACAAUGGAAUUAUUUAAUUCAAUGGAAUUAAAUUUACCUUAUGAAGUUAUACUUUAUAUUUUUUCUUAUUUAAAGUUAAAUGAUAUAUGUGAAUUAAGAUUAGUAUCAAAAACUUUUAACAAGAUAUGUUCAGAGUAUUCAUUAUGGAGAACAUUUAUAAUCAAGCUAUCAACAGCCACCAAACCACCACCUAGAGUAUGUCAUACAGCCGUCGUUUACAAUCAUAAUAUGUAUGUCUAUGGUGGUCAUCUUCCAGAUAGUCAUACAUUUAUUAAAGAUGUUAAAAGUGAUUUACAUGAAUUCAAUUUUGAUAAAAGAAAAUGGGUAAAAAAGAUAACCAAAGGUACACCAUUACCAGAAAAGACUGAACAUAGUUCAGUAGUAUACAAAGAUUCAAUGUAUAUAUUUGGAGGUUAUUCUGGACCACAAACCUAUUUGGAUGUAUCCAUUUACAAAUUAAAUCUCGAUUCUCUCGAAGGCAGUAUCAUUGAAACCAAAGGAGAUAUAUUACCACAAGGUAGAUCUGCACAUUGUUCCAUCGUUUGGGAACACUAUAUGUAUAUUUUUGGUGGUUGGGAUGGUACUGAAAGUAAUAAUUCUUUCUUUAGAUUUAAUUUUUUGAAUAGUGAAUGGCAAAGAGUACCAUCAAGAGGAACACCACCACCAUGUAUUAGAAGUCAUAGUUGUGUAUUGUAUGAUCACUUUAUGUAUAUAAUUGGAGGUUAUGGACCAGAGGGUCACACUCAGUAUCCCUAUUGUUACGAUUUGUUGAGUGACGAGUGGAUAUCGAUGGCACACAACAAGGAUGGUCCAUGUUCGAGAUCUAGACUACGUAGUGUAGUCUAUGACAAUCACAUUUGGUGUCUUGGAGGUUGGGACCGAUCCAACUAUUACAACGAUCUGUGGAAGUUUAAUUUAGAGACACGUACCUGGAGCAAGAUCUAUUCAGACUUUGAACUCAGUGGUAUCGGACAAUACUCGCUCGUCACCCACAAGAACAAUCUCUACAUUUACGGUGGCUACAAUCCAAACACUUGUUCACCACAACCAAACCUCUACACCUAUAUGGUUGGUCAUCCACAAUUACACGAUAAUGAGAUUAUGAGUCUAGAAAAGAUUUAUGAUGAUAAUGAUGAAAUGAUCAUCGAUGAUGAAGAAAAUGAAGAUGAAAUCGAAAUUGAAAUGGAAAAACAAGAAGAAGAAGAAAAACAAUUACAACCUUCACAACAACCAUCAUCAUCCACAUUAUUUGAUAUUGAAAUGUCAGACAGUACUAAUAAUAAUAAUUCAAAUAAUAAUGAAAUUAAAAAUAAUAAUAUUCAAGUCGAACAACAAGAAAUCAUUUUACCUUCGACAAGUUAA